GUGAAUAGUGGGAUAGAAGUGUGUGAACCCGGCUCCCCUCAGGGUGACUCUCCGCCGCUGUCCGUGAACACUGUCCACUUCCCGUGUACCGGAGCCGGUGUAGGCAACAGGAACAGGUUAUAAAGUGAGGGUCCAGGGAGGGUGAAGCCAUGUUCAGACUCCUGCGUUACCAAGGUAAGCGGACGCCGAGCUGCGUCACUGGUCAGCGCCGAUAUGAGCACCAUCAGGCCGUCAUGGCCAUCCGUCGUGAGGACAUCAACCCCUGGGAAAGAAGGGCGCCACUGGCCCCACGCCACGUCAAAGAGCUCACCAACGCUGGUGUCAAAGUCCUGGUGCAGCCGUCCAAUCGCAGAGCCAUCCACGAAAAGUACUACAUGAAAGCGGGGGCAGUCAUCCAAGAGGACAUUUCAGAGGCGUCGCUGAUUAUUGGGGUGAAGAGGAUGCCAGAGGAGAAGGUGAUUCCAAGGAAAACCUACGCGUUCUUCUCCCACACCAUCAAAGCUCAGGAGGCCAACAUGGGGCUCCUGGAGGACCUACUGAAGAAGGAGGUUCGUCUGAUUGACUAUGAAAAGAUGGUGGAUGCUAACGGUUUCAGAAUUGUAGCAUUUGGUCAGUGGGCUGGAGUUGCAGGAAUGAUAAACAUUUUGCAUGGACUGGGGCUGCGUUUCCUUGCUCUUGGGCACCACACGCCAUUCAUGCACAUCGGGAUGGCCCAUAACUACAGAAACGUCAGCCAGGCCAUCCAGGCAGUGAGGGAUUGUGGAUAUGAGAUCUCAAUGGGACUGAUGCCAAAGUCCAUUGGCCCUGUGACGUUUUGUUUCACUGGAACUGGCAACGUAUCCAAGGGAGCCCAGGACAUCAUUAAUGAACUUCCUGUUGAAUAUGUUGAACCUCAUGAGCUGAAAGACGUGUCUGAGACUGGAGAUAUGACUAAAGUGUAUGCCACUGUUUUGAGUCGACACCACCACCUGGUGAGGAAGAGUGAUGGUAUUUAUGACCCCAUGGAGUAUGAGAACCACCCAGAGCUGUACACAUCCCACUUCAGGACUAGUGUUGCGCCAUACACCACCUGUCUGAUUAACGGUAUUUACUGGGACCCCCACACUCCCCGACUCCUCAGACGUAUAGACGCCCAGAGGUUGAGGAGACCCCUCAAAAACUCAUCUGGCAACAACGAGGGAAUACCAGCCCUGCCUCACAAAUUGUUGGCCAUCUGCGACAUAUCAGCUGACACGGGAGGCUCUAUUGAGUUCAUGAACGAGUGUACCACCAUUGAUAAGCCUUUCUGUAUGUACGACGCCGACCAGCACAUUGACCACGACAGUGUGGAGGGAAACGGGAUCCUCAUGUGUUCCAUCGAUAACCUCCCUGCUCAGCUCCCCAUUGAGGCCACAGAAUACUUCGGAGACCGACUGUUCCCCUAUAUCUGGGAGAUGCUGCCCUCAGAUGCCACCAGACCACUAGAGGAAGAAGAUUUUAGCCCACAAGUCAGAGACGCUGUUAUCACCUCAAAUGGAGUACUGACCCCAAAAUUUGAGUAUAUUGAAAAACUACGAGAGCAAAGGUUACGAGCCAGGGAAAAAGCUCAGAUCAUGAAGAAGAGCGGGAUGAAGCGAGUCCUGUUGCUGGGUUCAGGAUACGUGUCCGGUCCGGUUGUUGAGUACCUGACCCGUGAUGAGACGACUCAGGUCACUGUGGCUUCUGUGCUACUAAAGCAGGCUGAGGAGCUGGCAGCCAAAUAUCCAAACACCAUCCCUGUGGUGUUGGACGCCGGCAGCCAGGAAGGACACCUCGACACCCUCAUCAAAGACCAUGACCUGGUCAUCAGCAUGCUGCCGUACUCCUUCCACCCCCUCAUCGCCAAACACUGCAUCAGGAGGAAGGUGAACAUGGUGACAGCCAGCUACCUGAGUCCUGCCAUGAAGGAGCUGGAGAGCAGUGCAGAGGAGGCGGGCAUCACCAUAGUGAAUGAGAUGGGAUUGGACCCCGGUAUCGACCACAUGUUGGCCAUGGAGUGUAUCGACCAGGCCAAAGCCGACGGCUGCAUAGUGGAGUCCUACAGCUCGUUCUGCGGUGGACUUCCUGCUCCAGAGUGUUCAGACAAUCCUCUUCGCUACAAGUUCAGCUGGAGUCCAUACGGCGUCCUCCUCAACACCAUCAGCCCUGCCAUUUACCUUAAAGACGGCAAAAUGGUGAGCAUCCCAGCUGGUGGGUCUCUGAUGGACUCCACAACUCCGAUGGAUUUCCUUCCUGGUUUCAAUCUGGAGGGAUUUCCAAACCGUGACAGCACCAAGUACUCGGAACCGUACGGCAUCCAGUCUGCACACACACUGGUCAGAGGAACACUGCGCUUCCAGGGUUUCUCAAGUGCCAUGAGUGGUUUUGUCAAACUGGGUCUGAUUAACAGCGAGCCCUGUCCCUUCCAUGAGCAUAUUUCGUGGAAAGAGCUUCUGUGUAAGCAGAUGGGACUGCCUUCCUCAAUUUCCCAAGAUGCCUUUGAAGAAGCUGUGUACGAACGCAUCGGAAAGGAGGACUUCAGGAUGAAUACACUCAGAUGGUUUGGGAUGCUGAGCGACGAGUUGGUGCCUCAUGCCGACAGCGUUCUUGCCGCUUUGGCAAAACAUUUGGAAGCCAAACUGUCUUUUGAUAAGGGCGAACGAGAUAUGAUCAUUAUGAGGAAUGACGUGGGCCUUCGGCAUCCGACCGGCGAGCUGGAGACUAAACACAUCAGUCUGGUGGUCUACGGCGACCCCAACGGCUUCUCUGCUAUGGCCAAGACUGUAGGCUACCCAGCAGCCAUUGCUGCCCGCAUGGUCCUCGAUGGUGAAAUAUCUAGGAAGGGUUUGGUGGUUCCUAUGACGAAGGACGUUUAUGGGCCAGCGCUGGCCCGACUGAAGGAGGAAGGACUGCGCUUCAUAUCCAAAAGCACCCUGCAGGAAUAGAGGGGGCAGAUAUUUUACCAUCCAGCAUAGAACUCAUCAAAUCCUUUUUAAAGCCUUUUUAUACACAGGAUCUGCAGAUGGAUUCAGAUGCUUCUAAAAAAAAAAAAAUACACAUUUAAUUUACUAAUUUACAUUUUUUUAACCUGUCAAAUGUUGAUAAAAGCAGUAUUGGUUAAUAUUUUAAAUAAUUUUGUCAAAUGCUUGAAGGUUGACACGAAGAAUAAUUUAGUGAAGCAAAAAUUCAUCUGAAAUUGUUGUUUUAUUGAAGUGAAAUAUAACCUGAUUACUCUGAGAUGAUGGUUUCAAGAUUAUGUUUAGGUUAAAAAUCUGAUGAUAUUUGAAAGUCUGCAGCUACAGUUACAGUCAGUCUGACCUCAUUUGCUUCUCUUUGCCAAAAACGUAUUGUCACUAAUUUCUCCUGUAUCAGAGAAAAGUUCUCUGCGAAGAUGUGAUAGAAGGCAACCAAUCAAACACUAUACAAAUGAGAAGCAUUAAUAAGCACAUAAAGUCAUUUAGAAGCCACGCCUAGGCUUUGAGAUUUUAAGAUUACACCAAAAAAACAAACAAACAUAGAAGACACUAACAAACUUGUCCUCUACUUUUUAUGAAAGGAGUAUAAGUGGAGAACAAGUUAAAAAAAAAAAAAAAGCAAUAAAUGGCAAAAACCUUUGAUUGUUGGACUCUGUGAAGCUCCAGCACUGCCAGUACAAUGAAGAAACAAGAUACAAAAGCAGAACUAGGAUUAAAAACCAAAAAUCAGACAAUCAACACUUCCCCACCAAAACAUGUGAUAGUCAAACACUGUGUCCGUUAAAGCCAGAGCUAUUGCUGCUGAUCAUUAUUAUUAUUAUUUUCAAUCUGUUUCCUUUCGGUUAAUCCAGUCGUUCAGUGUUCAAGUUUAGCUCAUUGUUUGUACUAAAAGGUAAAAGGUCAUUAUCGUUAUUACCUUGUGGCAACCUAGUGAUAUGAGAUAGUAACAUGCACAAGAUGACUUUCAGGACUGUUAAAGCUCCAUAUUUUCUAGGUCAUGUUUUACUGUACUUAAUCUACUGUAUUAACCUUUAACACAACUAAUAUGACAUUUCUUGGAAUACAUACAUUGGUUGGUUUUGAUUGUAAUAUGUAGACCACUAGUGACGGCUUAAUGUUAAGA
This is a messenger RNA of Sphaeramia orbicularis (orbiculate cardinalfish), 4095 nucleotides long. RefSeq names its product aminoadipate-semialdehyde synthase (gene aass). The record is from RefSeq and is a predicted model, not a curated record. Gene Ontology annotation, cellular component: cytoplasm. Gene Ontology annotation, molecular function: saccharopine dehydrogenase activity. The transcript is spliced from 25 exons. The coding region runs from base 150 to 2942 and encodes 930 amino acids. NCBI's taxonomy places the organism in Eukaryota, Metazoa, Chordata, Actinopteri, Kurtiformes, Apogonidae.